Molecule: messenger RNA, 1596 nt
Organism: Lampris incognitus (smalleye Pacific opah)
Lineage: Eukaryota; Metazoa; Chordata; Actinopteri; Lampriformes; Lampridae
Product: growth hormone secretagogue receptor type 1-like
Exons: 6
Coding region: 1-1596 (531 amino acids)
Biological process (GO): hormone-mediated signaling pathway; G protein-coupled receptor signaling pathway
Cellular component (GO): plasma membrane
Molecular function (GO): growth hormone secretagogue receptor activity
Source: RefSeq, a predicted model, not a curated record
AUGGAGCUGGGCGACAUGGGCAGCGGUUGUGAGGAGGGUGACUGCGGCCCAGCGUCUGGAUACCCGGAGGACUGCGCUGACGAGUGUCAGUGGGAGGAGCCAAUGUUUGGACACUCAGUGUGCGUGACGGUGGUGUGCGUUCCCCUGAUGCUGCUCGGCCUUCUGGGCAACACGUUAACCAUCCUGGUGGUUUGGCUCCGCCCCCAUAUGAGAAGCUCCACCUACCUCUACCUGAGCAGCAUGGCCGUCAGUGACCUGCUGAUACUGCUGCUGCUGCCUCUGGACCUCUAUAAGCUGUGGAGGCCCCGGCCCUGGCCUUUAGGGGACCUAGCCUGUAAGCUGACCAUGUUCCUCUCAGAGUGUUGUACCUUCUCCACCAUCCUCCACAUCACCUUCCUCUCCCUGGAGAGAUACCUGGCGGUCUGCUGGCCAAUCACUGCCAAGACCCUGGUCACACGCCACCGAACCAAGGUGCUCAUUGGCUGCCUGUGGCUGGGAGCGGCAGUUAGCGCUGCGCCCGUGCUGGUGAUUGUCGGCGUGGAGGAAGUGGGAGGGGUGGAGGGGUGGCGGGGGGAUGAUGGGUGGAUGUGGGGUGACGAAGGCCUGGACGAAGUGCUGCUGAAGGGAGAAAGAAGAGGAGGUGGUGGAGAGAUGACCCUUGCGGAGGGGACGGGGGGAGCCAAGUGGACAGGGGAAAGAGUGAGGGAUUGGGAUGAGGGAGGAGAUAUGGCGUGGGUGAGCUGGGGAGAAAAGAUGGAGGGAAGAGACGGAGGAGGUGAAAUGAAAGGCAGGGGCAUACAGAAACAGACGGGGGAGGAAGAGAUGGGGGUGAAAACAGAGGAACGGAGCGGAGAGGAGCACGAGGGUGGCAGGCGAGGACACGAGGAGGAGAAAGAGGAGAGGACGGAAGAAAGGCGAAGAGGAGGGCGAAUAGAGGAGGACAAGAGCGAGUGUCGCUGCACUGAUUACGGUGUCUCCUCCGGCCUUCUGUCGGCCAUGAUGAUCCUCUCCAACCUGUACUUCCUGGUGCCGCUGAGCAUUCUGGGAAUGGUCUACAGCCUCAUUGGGCGAACGUUGUGGCUCCGCCCACAAAGCAGCGUGAGAGACCAAACCCACAGGCACACAGUAAAAAUGCUGGGAGUCAUCGUCCUGGUGUUUGUCUUGUGCUGGCUGCCGUUCCACGUCGGGAGGACCCUCUUCUCCUUGUCUUUGGGCUCUAGUGUGAUGUACUACCUGUCCCAGUACUUCAACCUGGUGUCCUCCGUGCUCUUCUACCUCAGCGCCGCCGUCAACCCCCUGCUGUACAACCUGAUGUCCGCCAGGUACCGACGAGCUGUCCACGGCCUCGUGCGCUCCCGCCGCACGCGCGCACGCCCCCGGUGCAGCUCGCAGCCGCGCCAGUUCACCACGCACCACUCCUCCACCACAGUAUACACUGAUGAGCCAAAACAUUAUGACCACCUGCCCAUCAUGCUGUUGCUGCUCCUCCGCGUGCCGCCAGAACAGCACCGACCCGCUGAGGCCUGGACUCUCCAAGACCCCUUCCUGUGGUGUCUGGCACCAAGACAUGAGCAGCAGAUCCGUCAAGCCUUGUAA